Cuscuta europaea is the source of this 2852-nucleotide messenger RNA. The record is from the annotation of a GenBank genome assembly. Lineage: Eukaryota; Viridiplantae; Streptophyta; Magnoliopsida; Solanales; Convolvulaceae.
UUUAAAUUUCCCCCCAAUAAUCGUACUUCACACCGAGAUUACUUACUCAUAACAGAACAGAGUAGCCGGUUCAAAACGGAAAUGGAAAGAUGGUCCGUCGUCAGACACCGUGAAAGUAGCCAAUCAGCGUUAUUGCGAUGAUAUUCCGUAUCGGGCCAUAGAUUUACUCUCACUCUCAGUAAAUUCACUUAAGAGAGAACUACCAUUCCUAAAUAAACCCGAUUCGAAGCUUUUCUGGGUGAACCCUAGGAGAAAUGGGCGGGCUUGCAAAGAAGAGGAAGGAGAAAGAGCAGCUCCUAGCCAAAGGGUCCCUCAUUGAGGUGCGAACAAACGAAGAAGGCUUCUCGGGAGCGUGGUUCGAAGCCGUCGUCCUCAAUCCGGAUCCUUCUGAUUCAGCUACAAAAUCCGCCUUCAAGAAGAAGAAGAAGGCCGAAGAGGUCUAUGUGCAGUACGACACCCUACUUUCAGACGAUGGUCAUAGUCUUCUAAGAGAGUUCGUGCCCCUGGAAUACAUCCGGCCCCGCCCUCCUCCUCAAACCGUUGAGGGUUUCGAGCUCAAUGACACCGUUGAGGCGAGUUAUAAGGAUGGGUGGUGGACUGGUGUUGUGACUAAAGUUCUCCCUUCUAGCCGCUACACCGUCACCUUUGACAACCCACCGGACGAGCUUGAAUUCGGCCUGUCUGACCUGAGAUUUCAUCGUCGGUGGCUUAACGGGAAGUGGACCCAGCCCAAAAAGAAGAAAAAAGCAGGAUUGACAUAUAGUGUGGGGGGAAAGGUAGAAGUCUCAUUUGACGGGGUUGAGUGUAAGGAUGCUUGGUUCCCUUCAAAAAUCGUUAAAAGUCAUGGUGAUGGCUCUUUCUUGGUGAAGACCCCAAGGCCAAAUGGUGAAAGUGAGAAAGAGCUAAUUAGACUAGCUUUUGAUGAUGGCAUUCAUAUCCGACCAUGCCCUCCACUCCACAUCAAACAAAAUCAUAAAAGUUAUGGUUUGCUUGACAAAGUAGAUGCUUUUUAUGAUUUAGGAUGGUGGCUUGGAGUGGUAAACAAAAUACUUCUCGACGAUAAGUAUGUUGUUGUCUUUCAACAUGCGAAAAAGGAGAGGGUGCUCAAUCACUCCGAUCUGAGACCUCACUUGAUUUGGAAAGAUAGAAAAUGGUAUACUUCUCAGGGUGAACCGGUCUCUUCAUAUUGCAACAUUGAGGAAGGGGACAACUGCAAUGAUCUGGAUAUGAUCCAAAGUGAUGUUCCUUCUAAUAACCAAUGUACUCCUACAAACGGAACAUCUGGAGAGGGAAUGACCAGAUCCUUAGUUUCUGAUGGGGGGGAGAGUCAGCAGCUAACUGUUUGGAACGCUUCAAGUUCUAGAGUUUCAGUGACGGUAAAGAAGCAGCGUUUGGAUCCGUCAACAGGAGGUUCAACUCAAUUACCAUCCUAUGACACAUCUAAGAAAAAGGAAAGUGAAUGUGAAACUCCAGCUAAGGAAAUACCAUGUAGCUUUUCCAGCCCAGACCAAUCUUCUGUGGGGAAUACAGCUGAGAGGAAUAGCUCUGAAGUUAAUGAGCGGGGAUCAGUAUCAGGUCCACAUCGAAAGAAAGGGAGGCCAGUAAAAUCUCAAGCAAAACGCCCACAACCUAUAGCUCAAGAAGGUACACCAAACAGAAAGAGAGGAAGGCCACCAAAGGCACUUGUUGAAACUCCUGAUGUACAAAUAGAAUAUCAAGUUCCAAAACACACCCAAGACACUAUUGAGACUCGUGGAAAGGAAAAUGUCGGAUCCGUAGGCAUGGAGAAAAUAGGUCAUGCAGAUUCUAGCAACGUCUCUGAUGAUCAGCCUCUCUCAACGUGGGUUGGUAAAGUGUACACUCCAACUGAUGUGGAUGGAUCAGCAAGUAAUGGGGAGCGAGGCACAGAAUCAGGUGAGAAGUCUGCCGAGCCAACUCCAGAUGGUAAAGUGACAACUGCAAGUGACCUCCACCAAAGCCUGCCUUUUGUGAAGAAAGACACACUUCUAUGGAAAAUAAUAGAAUCCAGAGAGGCUUUCAAGAAAAUUCCACAGAAUCCGCAUUUUCGGCCACUAGAACAUGUUGAAGACUUUCGCCGUGAAGCACAGGCUUUCUUCUACAUGGGAACCUUCACUGAUAUAGUAGAUAAGGCUUGCAAAUUGGAGGUUGAUGGUCCGAGAAGCACCAUUGAUGGAAUGCUGGACACACUUGUUGAAUUGGAGUCACAUGGGUUUAAUGUUGCGCCGAUACAUGGUCGUUUGAAUGAGGUCCUGUCAUAUAAAGACAAACUGGAAAGUCUCGAAGCCUUAUCAAAGGAAACCUGCAAUGAAAUAGAGAAGCUCAAGAUGGACAAAGUAGAGCUCAUGAAGCAAAAAGCUGAGUUGGAAAAAGGCCUUUCCCAGGUGGUGUCCAGGAUAGAGUCCAAGGAUCAUGACAUUGCUUCUGCACAGUCCAGGAUGGAUGAGACCAGCGAGAAAACAAGACACUUGCGCCAGGAUUUGGAUGCUUUAACUCGCAAACCAUUUUGAAAAGUACUACUGCACUACCAAACUUGUUGGUAGUGCGCAGAGUUGUGUGUAUGCUAUGGAUUGUUCACCCUCCCUUUAACAAGUAGACGAUAUGGAACACUGCAAUUAUGAAUUGCUUUGAUGAUCCAAGUGGGUCUUUCUGACUGAUUUUGGAACCAAGAUCUCUCUAGAUUAAUGUAACGAUUAGGAGCAGUUUUAAGUAGAUUAGUGGGGGUGAAACAUCACUUGGGAUUUCAUCAUCUUUAAGAGAGAUUAGCUUUUUCUUAAUUCCUCCUUUUCUUUGGUCUCUUGAUUUAAAUUUUAGUUUGCGUUUUUAUAUUCCAC